Molecule: messenger RNA, 204 nt
Organism: Botrytis deweyae
Lineage: Eukaryota; Fungi; Ascomycota; Leotiomycetes; Helotiales; Sclerotiniaceae
Exons: 2
Coding region: 1-204 (67 amino acids)
Source: RefSeq, a predicted model, not a curated record
AUGUUUCGCGCCGCAGGAAUGCAUGAGAAAACCUCGUUGGCUUUCUUGGCUUCUAAAGCUGUCAGUCAAUCGUCAACGGACGGCAAGCCAUCAUUUCCCAACAGCGGAUCACCACUCGGUGAAUUUUACACAUCGGAUUUGGCCACUCAAGUCCUUGAGCACCCUACUUUCCUGCCUCAUUCUGGCACAGAAAAGGUGUUCUAA